This is a messenger RNA of Cyphomyrmex costatus, 843 nucleotides long. RefSeq lists its product as uncharacterized. The transcript is spliced from 5 exons. The record is from RefSeq and is a predicted model, not a curated record. The coding region runs from base 1 to 831 and encodes 276 amino acids. Lineage: Eukaryota; Metazoa; Arthropoda; Insecta; Hymenoptera; Formicidae.
AUGACCUGGUCCACAGCGGAAUCUGCUGAAGGCAGGUUUCAAAGGCCUUCGGAGGCGGACGGUCGGUCGUGGAUGGUCCUGGUGGACUUCGACGAAGCCUUGGAGGCGCACGAUGUAGAGAACUGUAGUAAAAUAUUAAAUAAACAUCAGACUGAUGACGAUGUCCAGUCUACUUCGAAUUCUUCUGUGUUGUCUUAUAACUCUUCUCUGCAAACAAGACGUUUUAAUCCCGUUAAUUCUGCAUCUUUUCAACGUAAUUCCUUUUCAUCUAUAGGCAAAAGAUCUAUAAAUUCUGAUGAUAAAGAGAAUAAGACACUCGCAGAAAAGCUAAAUGAGAGAGUGUAUGUUCGAUUAGAAGAAAUUAAUAAGAAGCUAGAUAUAGUUCUCAUGAAUCAAGGGAGGUUUAACAGGUCUCUUCUCCCAAAUGAAAAAAGGUUUCAAAAACCUGCAAAUCUUCCAGAUUUACCUAUUAAGACAGAAGAUCAACUAAACUUGUUAGAAACAUAUUUACAAGAUGAUAACAAUUUUACAAGUAUGUGUGAUUAUUUAAGUUCUUUUAUCAUAUCCAAGGAUAUAGCAAAAUCUACUGUAAGAAUUGCUGUAAAACUUCUUACAAACUCGGUGGCAUCUACAAUGAGUUUUAAAGGACAGAACAAAAAAAAACCCUUUUAUAAAUUAAAAAUACGGGAGGCUAUACAGGGUUCAUUAUUGAUUAAAUUUGACAAUAUAUUACUUUUCGAAGCAGAAGAAACCAUGAAAUCAUGGUUGGCCAAUGCCCCCUGGCGCAAACAAGAUGAUAAAGAUGGAAAAAGAACAAAAAAAACUAGAUAAGAAAGAGAGAAU